Molecule: messenger RNA, 1350 nt
Organism: Coniophora puteana RWD-64-598 SS2
Lineage: Eukaryota; Fungi; Basidiomycota; Agaricomycetes; Boletales; Coniophoraceae
Product: acid protease
Exons: 10
Coding region: 1-1350 (449 amino acids)
Biological process (GO): proteolysis
Molecular function (GO): aspartic-type endopeptidase activity
Source: RefSeq, a predicted model, not a curated record
AUGCUCAUAAGGAAUGCGACGGUCCUCAAUGAAGGUGUUGGGCUCGAAAAGGUGGCCUUUGUGGCGGAUGCGACAAACAUUGACGAUCUGCCUAUCUUCGACCCAACGACUGUGUACAAGGAGAUCCAAGCCGUCAUGGCCAAGUACGACAAAGCCGAGUCCUUCAUCCGCGGCGCCGGUCUGAAUGCCGAACCCGCCGCGCUGAACCCUGCCCUCCGAGCAGUUCUUGACCCCCUCUCCGACGCAGCGACCGUUUUUAACGGAACCGUAAACGAGUACCGCCCCUACGAGAACGCCGCGAUGCCCACACCGCUCGAGCAUUCGACGCCGUUCACCGAGAGCGCGGAGGGCCCGCUGACGGACGACAUCAAGGGGACACUCGACCUCGAGUACUACGGCGGGCUGACGUUCGGCACGCCCGCGCAGAGUCUGACGGUUGACAUCGACACGGGAUCUGCGGACCUUUGGAUCCCGGUCGCAUGUACGGAGUGUAAUGAUGCGCAGUUUGAUACGACUAGGAGCUCGACGUACGCUAACAUGGGAAAACCGUUCUCGGUCACUUAUGGUUCAGGAUCUGUCAGUGGUACGCUCGCGCGGGACACCGUGUCCGCCGGAUCACUCACCAUCGAAGAUCAGUACUUCGGUGCUGUGAAUCGUGUCUCGAACGACUUCAACAACUCCCCCAGCGACGGACUCAUCGGGCUUGCGUUCAGCACCAUCGCGACGUCCGGAAAGCCAACUUUCUUUGAGAAUCUCAUCUCAGAGAACAAGGUCUCGGCGCCGCUUUUCAGUGUUUCCUUUGAGCGACAGAAGGAAUACGGGUCCGAGAUAUGCUUCGGGUGCUGGGACGCGAGCCAGGCUGCAGGGCCCGUAUCAUGGGUGCCGGUAACAUCCAAGACAUACUGGGCCGUGUCUAUGGACGGAAUGAUUGUCAACCAGAAGACUGUGCCAACGGUGCUAACAGGGAUCAUCGACACUGGUACCACCCUCGUCUACGUCCCCAGUUACAUCGCACAGCAGUUCUACGCACAGAUACCAGGUGCUUCGAAAGCGACCGACUACGGCGACCAAUUCUACUCGUACCCCUGCUCAGAGUCCUCCUCUCUGACCAUCUCCCUCUCGUUCGACAACAAGCCGUUCAGCAUCGACAUGAGGGACUUCAACCUGGGCCAGGACGGGUACAACUCCGGCCGAUGCAUCGGGGGUGUCCUAUCACUCAGCAACUUCCCAGACGACCUUGCGAUCGUCGGCGAUGAGUUUAUCAAGUCAUGGUAUACGACGUUUGACUACUCGCAUAAUGCGAGGGUGGGCUUCGCGCCCAGCAUCCACAACACUCCUGCAUCCCAAUGA